Pocillopora meandrina is the source of this 7342-nucleotide messenger RNA. NCBI's taxonomy places the organism in Eukaryota, Metazoa, Cnidaria, Anthozoa, Scleractinia, Pocilloporidae. The record is from the annotation of a GenBank genome assembly.
AUGUCGCUUUUCACUGACACAGAAGCGGCGGAAAUCAGCCUUCGUGUGGCUUUCUCGUUUCUUGUGCUAAUCAGCCUCGUCAGUAACUCUCUGGUCUGUCUUGUUGUCCUGAGAAACCGGCUAAUGAGAAGCGCCAUGAAUUAUUUGUUGGUGAAUCUCGCCUGCGCGGAUAUGGUGGUAGCUAUAUUUUUGAUCCCUCGGUAUAUCCUAAUUCAAACGUACCAACACCCGACGGGGCACACCGGGGACUACCUCUGCAAGUUCCUAACCGGAGGGAACCUGUUAUGGACCGGGGCCGUGGUCUCGGUGGUAUCACUGAUUGCUGUUGCAGUUGAAAGAUAUUUUGCGGUGUUGUACCCACACGACGAGAAAAAACGUAUCACAAAGGCCAAACUCAAAUUCAUCAUACCUACCUGUUGGCUGUUUUCAAUCCUCUGGAAUCUUCCAGUAUAUGUGAUAAAAAAAUACAACGAGGAUUUAGAUUUUUGCCUCGAGGAUUGGCCCUCUGGUUGGUAUUUGAAUGCUUAUAGCCUUGGAUGGCUCAUUGUAGUCGGAAUUUUACCGUUGUCUGUUAUGACGCUUCUUUACAGCCGAGUGGUUUUUAAACUCUGGGUCACAAGUUCGCAACCGGUAGAACAAUCACAGCGCGCCGUCAUCAAGUCACGCAAACGUGUCACGAAAAUGGUCUUGACCGUGACAGUUGUUUGCGCAGUAUGUUGGCUUCCCUGUCUCAUUGCCUAUGUUCUUGAUUUCUAUGGGUUAAACUCUGCAGGCGACAUAGUUCACACGACAACCGUUCUCCUAGUAACUUUAAACUCAGCUGUUAAUCCGAUCAUCUACUGUUUUCAGAGCAGACAAUUUAGGAGAUGUAUCAAGGUACUUUUGCUUUCUCCCUGUUUGAUGCGGCGAACUGCAACUGUAGGACCCGCCUAGAAUUUCGGAUACACUGGAAGAAACCGUGAGGCUCCUGAAGAAUCGAAGAUGGUUUUUUCACCUGAAAAAUCUAAAGGGAAAGAGUAAAACUUAGUUCAUGAACUAAGAGAAGUCGUCCUGAAACAAGCAUCCUCCCAGUGACAUAUUUCACAGAUUAAAUUUAAUUCGAAGUAAUACUGCGCAGCUAUUUUAAGAACGGUGUCUCAUUCACCAUACGUAAUAAGUUACAAUAGGCUUUGAUUUUUUACCAAAAAAAUUAUAGAAAAGACACGAUCAUGUUACGAAAAACAGUUUUUAUAGGCCGCGAGAGGACUUGAACUCGACUUUACAGCGCUGAGUCGGGUAAAAUGAUUGGAAUAAACUAAGAUAUAAGAGACUAAUUUGAGUUUCAACGGGCUAAGGACAAUGUUUAAAGGCCAGACAGUCGGAAACACGAUUUUCUUAAGUUAUUCCUUAAUCUCUUGUUCCACAAUUGUUUUAAAAAAAGUCAACCAAGAAAAAAUUAGAUGCCUGUCGGCAGGGAGACUGAGGCGAAAAGUAAUAGCUUUUGUAACGAAGUAAGAUUAGUUCAUGAAAAGAUAUUGAAAAAUGAAUGACUCAUUCACCGGUUUAUACAGAGAACUCCUUCCUAUGAACUCAUGAGCCCUUUGUAUUUAAAGUCGUAUAGCCCCGCUUUUCCAUUUUAGAGAAUCAAUCCACAUCCGGGCCUUAAGACAAUUUCUUAUAAAUCCCACUCCCCUUCACCGAUGCGCCAUUUCAUUAUGAAACAGGAAAAUCAAGGCUUCAAUAUUGAACUCUAAGGAAUAUUUAUAUAAAGUGAUUGUAAUGUAGUUACAAUUUGCGUUCAUUUAGAUUUUUGUUAAUACUUCGGUUGAAAAUAAUAUCUUCAAAAUUUAGCCCUUAUCAACAGAUGUAACUGAAAUAUACGAAUCAAUGAGUUAAUUUUAUUUGGAAAGUUAAAGAAAUAACUGAUAUUUAAACCAGAUUUAACUCAACAAACAUUAUGUACAUUUAAGAUAUAAGACAAGAAGGUUGACAAUUAAGUUCUCAUAUAUAUGCUUGUCUAAAUUUGCUGAGGCAGAUGAGCGCACAUUAAUAAAUAGAUUAGAGAACGGUAUUGCAUUGCUUUCCGAUUAUGAACAAGUUAAUACCAUGAUGGUGCUUAUGUCAAAGAUUAGAGCUUCGAGUGAUCGUUACAAAUAAUAUACAAGUCGUGCACAGUUUUCAAUCAGGUUUGAGCAGGAAUAGACAACGAGCAGUCUCUCCUUUUCCCGAAGUCCAACGCGCAAGUAAAGGGAAAUGAUCAGUGGAAAAAAUAAUUGAUGUCUGCGUACCUCACUUCUAGAGUUCCGUGGCGCACUAAAAUCAUUUUCUUUUCACAGAUUUUUUUCCUCGCGCGACGGACUUCGCCAAAAAGAUCGGACUGCUUGUAGUCUACAAAAUGAAUCUUAACGUCUACUUCUUUAGAACUGCACUUCUUCUGUAAAAAGUCUUUUUACUUCUGCUAUUGUUUCCGAUAUAAAUUGAUCCUGCAAAUAGCCAGCUAUUUUCUUUCCAGGAUUUUAAAAAGGCUUGUGUGUUUCUGUCACCUUGAAUUAUAGCCCCUGUGAAUGCAUAUUUUUCUCUAUGACGAGAUCACUCAGCUGUUAGAUUCUUGUUUCUUCUUUUUCUCUUUUUGGUGACAUCAGUGACGUGAGACGAGUGUAAGAGACACGUGACUCCCCAGUGGCAUAAAUCAUUAAUGUGACAUAACUUAAACGAUCUGGUCUGGGUACCCGUGAGUUAGAGCAGUUUUUCUGCACUUGUAUUUGACCGAUCACAGAGUAUGAAUGUCUUGUCUCCCUACGUACCUUUCCAACGAGAAUGAAGGAGAACAAAAGCGAGCAAUACGCAUCAUCUUUCCCUUUUGCUCAUAGAAUGAGGCAUUGUCUGAAUCAGGCCUAAAUAAAUUUCAGAUCGCCGUCAGGAACUAUUUUAUAAAUUAUUCAAUAACUUCUUCAGUGUGAGCUCCAUGACCUUCCUGUUCGUAGCACAAGUACUUUGAACUUUAGAAACAAACAGAAGUUUAAGCCCGUGUUCAAGACAGAAAUCUUUCUUAACAGUUUUAUCACUUUUAAUGCCCUUAAAGCCUAAAUUAUUUUGUCAGAAUUUUAUAUUUAAUCGAAAUAUUUUAUUUAUAACCGUAACAGAUGUACAAACAUAUUUCCAUAAAAACUUGCUUUAUACCACUGAUACUUCUUUUUAAUGCUACUAUUGAUAUCGUCUUUUUUAAUAAGCGUGAAAUUCAACUUUUUAGUUUCUGAGCGAUAGUGAAUAAACUAUGUAUCUUUCAUCCUAUGUUGGCGCCUGCGCGACACGUGACACGUGACCGUAAUACAGGGCGCGUGUUAAAAACGUGACGUAAUUACGACGGUACUGUUUAUUCAUCACUCCAUAAACGACUGGGUUUAGACAGCUAUGGAGCCUUGAAAAUAUAUCUGCAACAAACCAGAGCUCUUCAUAGGAAACAUUUCUGAAAUCCAACAGCAUCCACGCGACUUGAUUUGGCAGCAACAAUACCGAGAACAAGAAAACAAUUACUGCUACGGUUUUCAGUAUUACCAUACUCUCUCUUGUAUUUUUUACUCCCGGGAUCCGUCUGUUAGUGAAUAAAUUGCUGUUUCUCGGAAACAUCGGUCGAUUUCUCAUAAAAAGCCAUAUUCGUAUGUAGCAAAUUGCUAUUAUCAGCAGCGGUAAAAUAUACUGUGCUGUGAGGAGUGAGACGGUGUAUGCCUGGCGAUGAGCAAGGGAAGGCCAAUCUUCUUUACAUUUGCCAUCUUUUGUUAUUUUACCAACAACAAUGAGUGGAAUAACAAAAAUAAAAGCUGCCAGCCACACGAAGGACACCCAUAUUACUGCACCUCUUCGUUUUAGCUUUGGCCUCCAAGGAUUUGUUACAACAUGGCACCGAUAGAUCGCCAUGACUGUGAUGGUGAAAAGUCCUGCAUUGUAUCCGGUUGUAACAACAGUCAGAUGUACUCUGCAGCUGUAUGUUUCAGACGUAAGGCUGAAGUGUUGUAAAAUAGAAACAGGCGAGUCCGAACACAGCAAAACCAAAUCUGCAAUAGCCAAACCUACGAGUAUACCAUUACUACAAUGUGUUCUACGCCCACAAAAUAAGUUGCAAAACAAGUCAGUUAAUGAUACUAUCUGUGAAUAAGGAAGUGUAGAUAUGAUAACUGGUAGAUGUAGAUUACAGAACGCAAGGAUAUUUCUAUUAUCUCAGCUAUUAACCAGACCCACAAUGUUUGAACAGCGUUAUACAGGCUUUUAACACAUGGUGAGUCCAAAGUUUUUUUCCGCCUUUUCAGUUCGUUGCUAGUUUGGGUAAAAUCUUCACAAUGGUUGCCGCAGGGAAGUCGGCCAAAAAUGUUGCGCGUGAAUCAUAUUCACAUAAAACGAAUAUUUGCGAAAAAACUUCAAAUUAAUUACUAGUCUCUUUAUCUUGGGUAAAUUAAUUUGGUUAAACCGGCUUACGCGAAAAAAUACAUGUAUUGCUUUUCCCACUUACAAAAGCUGUCGUUUUACUACGUAUCCUCCAGCGAGAAGAAGAUUGUUAUUAUAAAUACGUACACAGACUGCCCAUUUAUAAAACAUCCCUUAAUUAGGUUGCCGAUGCAUAUCAGUUUCGAACUUAAAUGGUUGUUGCGUCUGCCUGUCGCAGCAGCUGCUGAUGUACAGACAAUUGAAAGUCCUAUUAAUUUGUAAUAUGGAAAGUGUUCAUCUUGGUUACUAGUCAAAAGUUUGCGUCAAAUCCCUUUUUAGUGUUUUAACCAUUAGAUUUGUUAUACAAAUAAGUGACUUUUGCCUGCUCUAUUUAGCCGGUGGUAAUAGAUGAUGCUUGCCGAGUAUUAAUUUCAUUCAAGAAAAUGACGGUGUCUAAGUGUUGGCACACAAUUGAAUUAUUUACCAUGUGAAAAGUUUUAGGUUCACGAUAAAAGUUACUGCAGAAACGACGGGAAGUUUCAUGGUGCAUAUGAAGAUUUUAAAUACUGAGGUGAAAAUGCUGCCAUAUUGAGUCGCCCGUGAUAUAUCAAAUUUCUUAGAAUUUUCAGACACACUUAAGACUGAGCUUCAUUUUCUUCUAUUGUUAACUACCGAAAGCUUUUUUUUUUAAUUUUUUCUACCCCUUAAAAACUAUAGAAGCUGGAAAAAAGCAGCUACACCCAGCUUUAGUCCAUUGCUGGACCAAUUAAAAGAGCCUGUAUUUAACAUGACGUUCUAAUAGCCACUGCAUUUAAUCAAUAUUUGAGCACGCUAUUGUGAAGAAGUGACAGCUUGUUCACAUCUGUAAGCAUAGUAAUCAAUUGUAUUGACGCCCCCUUUAAUUUUCUCAAGCGAACAUUAUCUUCACCAUUUGCGUUUCUAAGUUUCGCUUUGCAAUCAGCUCUGUUGAACAGUUCCCUGUUACACCAGAACAUUUUAUAUUUUACACAUUCUACAAAAGGUAAGCAGAUCAAGAAUGAGUGAUCAAAAUUUAAAGUAUUUUCUUGCUACAGAAUUUGUACUAGAAAAUUUGUACUAGAAAAGCAAGCUGGUGUAUUUGUAUAAUAAAACUUGCGUGAUGCUUAAAGGAGCUUGACGUUAAUAAGAUCCACAUUCAGAGAAGCCUUGUAGUUAACAGCUUCAGCAUACUACUUUUCAAAAAUGUAAAAAUAUCUAUUGGUGUCUAAAACAACACAGCGGCCAAAACUAAGGCAUGUGCAAAUGAGGUCAAUUUUUGGCGCCAGCCGCGCUUUACUUUCCGGAGAAAAAGCUCAAUGUAAAUUGACCACCGUGAAAAUUUUCUAAAGGUGGCUUUUCUUUUUCGUCAGAGCUAAGACACAUGUUACAGCAGUCUGAUUCAAACGCUUCUCUUCUUUGCGGGAACUGGUCGGACUCAACUUAACAUUUCGUGUUUCAGGACUGUUUGACGAUGUGGAGAGCAUCUCUAACUCGAAUAUAAAUUACACAAAAGAGUAUUGUUUAAAAAAUACUAAAUGCUGAAGUAAAAAAGCGGCACAGUGAUUACUUCACUGAACAUGAGAAAACCUAUUCUCGAGCAAAGGAGCUCUAAGGUUCGUGUAAACAGUAAUAAAUCAUCAAUUUUUUUAACUGGUUUAUGUGUUGAAAUUUUUUUUGUCAACUCAGACAGCGGAUGGUGCAGAACCUUAGUUUACACGUAACUUUCCACAUGCUAAUCUUCUUGGUUUUGUUAAGGUGAUGCCUUUGGAAACACGUUAGAGCAGAAAAAUGUUUGUUAACAAGAGAGCCUUAUCCUCUCUUGAUGUUAAUUAUCCCAUGAAUCGACCAAAUAAAACAGAACUUCAUAGAACCCAUGAUUUACUUAGCGUAGAAUGUUUAUUCUGAACACUAAGGCAAAAACAUUAUUAACCAUUCGUUUCCUUGUUAUUUUUAGAUCUGAUUUGCUUAGCAAAGUAUUGGUUUCAAAAACACCAUGUCGCUUUUCACUGACACAGAAGCGGCGGAAAUCAGCCUUCGUGUGGCUUUCUCGUUUCUUGUGCUAAUCAGCCUCGUCAGUAACUCUCUGGUCUGUCUUGUUGUCCUGAGAAACCGGCUAAUGAGAAGCGCCAUGAAUUAUUUGUUGGUGAAUCUCGCCUGCGCGGAUAUGGUGGUAGCUAUAUUUUUGAUCCCUCGGUAUAUCCUAAUUCACACGUACCAACACCCGACGGGGCACACCGGGGACUACCUCUGCAAGUUCCUAACCGGAGGGAGCCUGUUAUGGACCGGGGCCGUGGUCUCGGUGGUAUCACUGAUUGCUGUUGCAGUUGAAAGAUAUUUUGCGGUGUUGUACCCACACGACGAGAAAAAACGCAUCACAAAGGCCAAACUCAAAUUCAUCAUACCUGCCUGUUGGCUGUUUUCAAUCCUCUGGAAUCUUCCACUAUAUGUGUUGGUGAAAUACAACGAGGAUUUAGAUUUUUGCCUCGAGGAUUGGCCCUCUGGUUGGUAUUUGAAUGCUUAUAGCCUUGGAUGGCUCAUUGUAGUCGGAAUUUUACCGUUGUCUGUUAUGACGCUUCUUUACAGCCGAGUGGUUUUUAAACUCUGGGUCACAAGUUCGCAACCGGUAGAACAAUCACAGCGCGCUGUCAUCAAGUCACGCAAACGUGUCACGAAAAUGGUCUUGACCGUGACAGUUGUUUGCGCAGUAUGUUGGCUUCCCUGUCUCAUUGCCUAUGUUCUUGAUUUCUAUGGGUUAAACUCUCAAGGCGACAUAGUUAGCACGACAACCGUUGUCCUAGUAACUUUAAACUCAGCUGUUAAUCCGAUCAUCUACUGUUUUCAGAGCAGACAGUUUAGGAGAUGUGUCAAGGUACUUUUGCUUUCUCCAUGUUCGAUGCGGCGAACUGCAACUGUAGGACCCGCCUAG